Fulmarus glacialis (Northern fulmar) is the source of this 1277-nucleotide messenger RNA. RefSeq names its product PDZ and LIM domain 5 (gene PDLIM5). Gene Ontology annotation, biological process: muscle structure development; actin cytoskeleton organization; heart development. The transcript is spliced from 9 exons. Gene Ontology annotation, molecular function: muscle alpha-actinin binding; actin binding. The record is from RefSeq and is a predicted model, not a curated record. The annotation marks the transcript as partial. NCBI's taxonomy places the organism in Eukaryota, Metazoa, Chordata, Aves, Procellariiformes, Procellariidae. Gene Ontology annotation, cellular component: adherens junction; filamentous actin; Z disc.
GAUGUAGCCGAGGGGCCGCGACGAGGAUUCAGAGAAAACCAGGGGGAGAGUAAACAGCAAAAUGGCCCGCCGCGGAAGCACAUUGUGGAUACCUAUACAGAGUUUUACCACACACCCACCCACAGCGAUGCCAGCAAGAAGCGACUGAUCGAAGACACCGAAGACUGGCAUCCCCGGACAGGCACCACCCAGUCCCGCUCUUUCCGCAUCCUUGCCCAAAUCACCGGCACUGAUCGGAUGAAAGAACCAGAACAUGAAGCUGCAAAGAAGACUAAUGAUUCCUUGGAGGCUACCCAACCCGCUGCUUUUACGGCUGCCUCGGCAAGGAGCAAGCCCGCCCCCCAAGAAAAUGCCGACGUGAGACCUGCUCCCGCCAGCACCACGUCUGCUGCAGCCCUCAAGCCAACGGGACCCCCGGGUGCUGCCAAGUACUCGGGCUGGCAGCCUGCAAACCAAGCAGCUCCUGCCAGUGGAUGGACAUCAAACAGUAUUAAACCGCCAGGAACAACUGACCCGAGUGAAAAAUUUGCGACAGCACCUCAGCUAAAUGAGCAAGACACGUUGGUUCAGCGGGCAGAGCAUAUUCCUGCAGGAAAGCGUACUCCCAUGUGUGCGCACUGUAAUCAAGUCAUUAGAGGACCCUUCUUGGUGGCUUUGGGGAAGUCGUGGCAUCCAGAGGAGUUUAAUUGUGCUCAUUGCAAAACCUCCAUGGCUUACAUUGGAUUUGUGGAAGAGAAAGGGGCCCUGUAUUGUGAGGUCUGCUAUGAGAGGUUCUUCGCCCCUGAGUGUUCAAAGUGCCAAAGGAAGAUACUUGGGGAAGUAAUAAAUGCUUUGAAACAAACUUGGCAUGUUUCCUGCUUCGUGUGUGUGGCCUGUCAUAACCCCAUCCGCAAUAAUGUCUUCCACUUAGAAGACGGCGAUCCCUACUGUGAGACGGAUUACUAUGCCCUCUUCGGUACUAUGUGCCGUGGCUGUGAAUUCCCCAUUGAAGCUGGAGACAGGUUUCUUGAAGCUCUGGGCCACACUUGGCAUGACACUUGCUUUGUAUGCUCAGUAUGUAGUGACAGUUUGGAGGGUCAGACUUUCUUCUCCAAGAAGGACAAGCCACUGUGCAAGAAACAUGCUCACUCUAUCAACAUCUGAUGCUUGGAGCUCAUCUUGUGUAACAAAUGUACUGAGCAGAAAGAAAGGUUAAAAUGUCUGUGUUCAAUAAUUGGUUAAAAUUAUAUAUGAUUUUAUGUAGGAUUUUCUAGAAUGGUAGAGAAAUGUGGAAACUU